AAUUGUGCUAAGAUAGUUAAAUAAAUUGGCGUUUCAAUCGCUGCGAGGACCAAGAAAGACUGCUCCUUUUGUUCCCACGAAGGCUGCAACCAUGGCGAGCGCGUCGUCCUCGUCGCCACCGGCGGCGACGGACGCUGGGCAGGAGAGGGUCAUGGCCGCCGCGAAGCACAUCGUGAAGAGCAUGGCUGUGUCCAAGAACGCCGCCGACGACAUGAUUCGCUUCUUGGCUACCUACAACUCCCGCCUGCUCCCCCUCUCGUCUCCAGAGGACGGCGAGGAGGCGUCUGGCCGCGGCUAUGACGAGGAGGAGGAGGAACUGAUCGCCUCCGCGGUGGAUGUCAUCCGCAGGUGCAACUCGUCGUCGUCGUCGUCGUCCGGCAUGACCGACUACUUGUACGCCGUCGACGACGCCAUCGCAGCGGCGCCUCACUCUGCCCGCGCCGCCGCUGCCGUGCACGCCGCCAUGCCGCGCCUGGAGGAGGAGGUGCGCUCCUUGCUCUGCUCCUCUUUGCGGCGCCUCUCUCUGCCGUCGGACGACGUCGACGACUCGACGCCGUACGCGUCGCCGCGCCACGGCGCGCUCUCCCCGCAAGCUGCCGCAUCCAUCCGCGGCUUCGCGAACCGCAUGUUGCAUGCUGGGUACGGCCCGGAGCUAGCGCAGGUCUACGUCGCUGUCCGCCGCAACGCGCUCGCGGAGUCCGUGGCGCACCUCGGCGUCGAGACCGUCGCUAUCGAGGAGGUGCUCAAGAUGGAGUGGCCGGUCCUCGACCAGAUGAUGCGGCGGUGGAGCCACGCCGUCAGGGUCGUGGUCAGGACCCUCCUGGCCGGCGAGCUCUGGCUCUGCGACGAAGUCUUCGAGUCGGACGAGGAGCUCGGCCACGAGUGCUUCGCCGACGUCGCCAGGGGCUGCGUCCUGCAGCUGCUCGGCUUCGCGGACGCGGUCGCCAUGUCAGCGCGCGCCGUCGAGAAACUUUUCCGCACGCUCGGCAUGUACGAGGCGCUCACCGACGUCCAGCAAGAACUGAAAGCCCUCUUCGCCGGAGGCGCCGCGCGCGAGUUCAUCGCGGGCGAGGUAUCGAGCGCCGUUGCGCUGCUGGGCUCCACCGUGUGUCACACCAUCGAGGAGUUCAGCCACGCCAUCCACGGAGAGGCGUCACGGAGGCCCGUGAACGGUGGAGAGAUCCACCCCAUGGCCCGCUACGUGCUCAACUACUGUGGCCUCCUCGCCGACUGCCGCAGCACUCUGGACACGAUUCUCGGCGACGGCGGCCUCGAUGACACCGUCGAAGCCUCCACUGACGGCGCCGCAGCCCCGACGCCGUCCGCGCGCUGCAUGCGCGAGCUGCUCACGCUCCUCCUGCGCAAGAUCGAUGACAAGUCCCGACUGUACGACGACGCCGGGCUGCAGAACAUCUUCCUCAUGAACAACCUCUACUACGUGGUGCAGAAGGUGAUGGAGUCCCCUCCGCUCCGCGAGCUCCUCGGCGACGACUGGCUCCGCCGGCACCGCGGCCAGAUCCGGCAGUACGAGGCCGGCUACCUCCGCGCGUCCUGGAUCGCCGUUCUAUCCCUACUUCGCGACGACGGCGGGCCGGCGAACACGUCGGCGGCGCAGAAGGCGCUCAGGGACAAGGCGAGGAGCUUCAACGCCGCGUUCGAGGAGCUGUACCGGACCCAGACGGCUUGGAAGGUGUCCCACCCCCAGCUCCGGGAGGAGCUGCGCAUCGCCGUGUCGGAGCGGGUCAUCCCGGCGUACCGGCCGUUCCUCGGCCGGGCGAGCCGUCUCCCGGCGAGGCACGUCAAGUACAGCCUCGAGGAUCUCGAGAACUACAUGCUGGAUUUCUUCGAAGGCGUGCAGAAGUUCGUCAGGUGAUCACCAGAAGAGAGAGGAUCAUCCGUCAGGAUCAGGUCAUGCGUGCAUUGUGAUCCUUGCAUAGUUUCUUUUUGAUUCCAUAGCUGUUGAUUCUUCCUCUCUUGUAGGUUUCUUGUGUUUCAUAUUCACAUAAAUCAAGCCACAGCUCACAUAUGUAAAUAUACGCUAAGGAGUGUAUAUAUCGUACUUUCUCUUUGAUC
Messenger RNA from Phragmites australis (common reed), 2073 nucleotides. Its product is annotated as exocyst complex component EXO70B1-like. Gene Ontology annotation, cellular component: exocyst. Gene Ontology annotation, molecular function: phosphatidylinositol-4,5-bisphosphate binding. The record is from RefSeq and is a predicted model, not a curated record. The coding region runs from base 92 to 1873 and encodes 593 amino acids. Gene Ontology annotation, biological process: exocytosis. The transcript has a single exon. Lineage: Eukaryota; Viridiplantae; Streptophyta; Magnoliopsida; Poales; Poaceae.